AUGACGAAGAAGGUAGUGGUUGAUUUUCUUCGUAACAAUUUGACAUGUCGAUUUGGACUACCUGAUUCCAUUAUUACAGACAAUGGUGCAAACCUCAACAGUCAUUUGAUGAAGGAGAUAUAUGAGCAAUUCAAGAUUACUCACCGAAAUUCGACUGCUUAUCGUCCUCAAAUGAAUGGAGUCGUAGAAGCUGCCAAUAAGAACAUCAAAAAGAUUUUGAGAAAGAUUAUUGAUAAUCACAAAGGUUGGCAUGAAAUGUUACCAUAUGCUUUGUUGGGAUAUCCAACAACUGUUAGAACAUCAAUCGGAGCAACCCCAUACUUGUUAGUAUAUGGAACAGAAGCAGUGAUACCUGCUGAAGUUGAAAUACCUUCAUUAAGGAUCAUUCAAGAAGCCAAACUGAGCAAUUCUGAUUGGGUUCAAGGACAAUUGGUCCUCAAACGCAUCCUUCCCCAUCAAGAUGAGUAUAAGGGGAAAUUUGCACCAAAUUGGCAAGGACCAUACAUGGUUCGUAAAGUGUUAUCUGGAGGUGCCUUGAUCAUGUCAGAGAUGGAUGGCCAGGAGUGGCCAAAACCAAUCCACUCAGAUGCUGUCAAGAGAUACUACGUCUGA
This is a messenger RNA of Solanum stenotomum, 612 nucleotides long. RefSeq lists its product as uncharacterized. The record is from RefSeq and is a predicted model, not a curated record. Gene Ontology annotation, molecular function: nucleic acid binding. NCBI's taxonomy places the organism in Eukaryota, Viridiplantae, Streptophyta, Magnoliopsida, Solanales, Solanaceae. Gene Ontology annotation, biological process: DNA integration. The coding region runs from base 1 to 612 and encodes 203 amino acids. The transcript is spliced from 2 exons.